Molecule: messenger RNA, 2425 nt
Organism: Physella acuta
Lineage: Eukaryota; Metazoa; Mollusca; Gastropoda; Physidae
Source: RefSeq, a predicted model, not a curated record
UUUUAAAGGCAUCUUGCUCACAAAGAGCCAUUUUUGUAUUCUAAUCUGUAUAAUCUUUGCUGCUAUGCUAUCUCAUACAAGUAGAACAAUGUCAUAUAUUCAUUGAUGUUUCUCAUGUUUUUCUUUUGAUUCAACUUCUGCCUAUUUUAGCAUUUAGAAUAAUUUCAUCAAGCUGGAUCCGGUUAGUUCUCAUACAAGUGUCUUGCUUCUCAAACAUGAAGACACAUUUCUAAUUUUGCCCUACAGACUGAGUAUCCUAUCUGUUAGAAUAUUUUUCUGGCAGGUUGAGGGGACAUGUCCUUGAACUUAUUACUAACAGCAUAAUCUCAACCUGGCCUUUGACAUUGAUUGUAUUAUUGCAGUCAUAACAUUUCUCUUUAUCACAAACAACAAAUGUCUCAACAAACAAGUAAGAAUGUCACCAAGUUUCAACUUUUUUUCCCCUUCAUUUUAGCUUGCAAGUACAUAGAAAUAUGGAAGGCUUCAGAUACAAAACCCUGAUCGUUUGUUAUCAGAGAACAUUCCAUCAGCUAUUGCUGAUGAUGAGUUUAUACGGUCACAUAUUGACAUGCCACCUAAACUGCCUAAUUGGAUUUGGGCAUCACUGGUUGCCAUUCUGGGUAUUAAAACAUCUUCAACAAAACAAGUUUGUAUAGCAACUGCACUUCAUAUCAUCACACUGAUCGCAGCAUUUUCCUUCGGAGCAAGCGGUUUUGUCUUUAAUAUCUAUGACAGUUUGGGCAAAUUCUCUAAAACCACAGUUCUUGUUGGUAUUGCCAAAUCUGUCCUGGGCUUGUAUUGGAUCGGCAUUGGAAUUUACGCCAAUUCUUUAGCAGCUCGAUUGUUUAGUAAUAAAAGGAUGGUGGAUUGUAUUCGUCUACACUCCAAAACUUUUCUCAAGAUAAGCACAGUGUUAAUCAUUGUGAUUCUGUCUAUGAUUGUUAUUGCUACCAAUCUAUACACCAAUAUCUACCUCUUGGAUAACAAAGCUUCUGGCAAUGAGACUGGGGUUGUUGACAGUAACUGUGCCACAAUUGGUUCUCAGGUAAUUCUGUGCCAAAUCUACUUUGGGUCCAAAGUUUUCUAUUCAAUUUUGUGCUUGACCUGGAACCUUUUGGUUGCAUGUAUUUAUCUCUCUGUAUGCAGGACUCACACUAUAAGUAUUCGCAGGUUCAUGAAAGAGCUAAUGUACGACACAAAAAUUUUUGAGGAAUUUUGCAUGAUACAGGCCCUGGAAGAACAACAGCAGCAACCAGCUAAUCAGAGAAAUCAUAGUGCAGUGGCUGAUAACUUGAAUGAGUUUGACAUCUGGCAUGACGACAUAGCCAACUUUGACACUGACAGUCAUUCUGAGCCACCAAGUAACGCACACUUGUUACGGACACUUCGAGUCAUGCGACAAAACACGAGGUCUCAGCUGACUCAACUUACCAAUGAAACAGGCAGCCAACAGCCAGAGAGUCUGUACAUGUCUUGUAGCAUACCAAACAGAGAGAGAUCCAACUCCAGUCGUGGCUGGCACUUAGGAGAAGACAAUAAUAGUGUAGCCUCUGAUCUUGACUCAGUUGGGAGUCCAGAACAAGGGGAGAAAACCAUCCUGGGGACUCCCAUACAAGAAAGCACUCAAUACAAAAAUCUGCCAUCACAUGACAGAGCUAUGGAUGGCAAAGUUCCACAGGCAUCUACGCCUCAGGAACCUUCCCAUGUGCCUGCCCAGGUUACUCGCUCUUUUCUCAGUGAUGUGCAACCACCUAUCAUGAAGAAUGAGGAUCUAAUGUUCACAUACUUCCAAUUGCUGCGCAGACUGUCGUCCACAUCACGUUUGCUCCAGCGCUGGAUUUCAAGUUGGAUAACUUUCAUCAUGCUUUGGUGCUCUCUGCUUAUCGUGUACUGGACUACACACACUGCACAGCUUUCUGGGAUUGUUCAGUUUCUUACUCCCCUUGUAGCACUUGGCCUUUUGACCUCAGCUUAUGCUGAAGUCAACUUUGAGGGUGAAAGGUUACUUAAGUGUGUUCUGCCAACUGAAGAAAGAAUGUCUGUCUUGUAUUAUUUCCAAAGUACCAAACUAGAACUGAAGAUAUUUAGCUUUACAAUGACAUACAACACCAUUGUAACUGUUGUUGCUGGUAUUGCUGUUACAUUUGCAACCAGAAUAAUCUUGGACCAGUUUGUGAAAUAAUCAGUGUAGCUCUUCAUCAAAAGAGAUCAAUGGAGAGUCAAGGCAAAAAAUAUGCUGAAUGAAAAAUAUUUUAAGGCCACAUAACAUGCAGUAUUUUACUUGUUGAAAUUAUUUUUUUUUCUACACGGAAUCCUUUGCUAAGAACAUUCCAAUAUAAUGUAUCUAUGCUAAUUACUUUCUUGUAACAAAGUAGAUUUAAUAACUUCAAUCAUCCAGUGAAAAUUUUAAAAGAAAGUUUAAUUG